AUGAGCGAUACCAUGGAGCUCACCCCCCAAAUACAUGUCCAGGACCAAGCCAUGAGGCGCGAAAGAAUAUUAAUGUGGGGAGCAAUGGUCGCCACAGCUCCUGGGGCGCAUACAGCUUCGGCAACUUGCACCACCGCGAAGUCGGGGCUCAAGGCAUUGUGUAGAGCUGUUAAAGAUGUCACUCAUUUAUUUGGUGCCCGCAGGGCUGUGCAUACAGGGUACAAGGAGGGAGCGCUCUCGGUUGACUGGGUAGAAGUCUCACCGCAAAGUGCUAAUGGGGCCCAGUGA
This is a messenger RNA of Rhizoctonia solani, 288 nucleotides long. RefSeq lists its product as uncharacterized. NCBI's taxonomy places the organism in Eukaryota, Fungi, Basidiomycota, Agaricomycetes, Cantharellales, Ceratobasidiaceae. The transcript is spliced from 2 exons. Bases 1 to 288 code for a protein of 95 amino acids. The record is from RefSeq and is a predicted model, not a curated record.